ACAUGUUUACAUUUUAACCCUGGUCACUUCAGCUUCGUAUUGGCAAUUUGCCAAGUAUAUUGAGACUUUAAUACAAGACGGUAUAUAGUUUUUUCCGAAUUGGUACAUAAUUAGUCAAGAUUAAAGUUGUUACAAAAGGACAUAACAUCUGUUAGGGAUAUAAUACGUCACAAAUACAUUUUCUUAAUUUACAGAUAACUUAUUUCAUGCUGCAUGUCACAAAAGGCACUCCAUGGGGCACUCUAGAACAAGGAAAAGCCCGGACGCAAACACAGUGGGAACAAAUUGACUGUUGAUAACAGUUUACAUCAACUAAGAAAUUAUUGACUAUCGUUCCCAUUGUAAUAUUUUUCCUGGCCAGUUUUUACACUAAAUAUGAUUCAACACACUUCUUCAUAAACCUGGCAGCCUUAGGUCUCAGUGUCAUACCCAAACUCUCCCAGCUUCACGGGGUACGGAUCUUCAAUAUCAACAAGUGGUGAAACGGAACACUGAUUCACUUCUCGGACUGGACUGGUGGGCGGGGGGAUACAGUAGCAUGUUGUUUUUUCAAGGGAGACAAUUUUGUCAACUGGUGAUGAUAUUCCUGGGAAGAGACAAUCACAGUAUAUUACAUGCUGAAGGAGCUGAGGAGACUUUUUAAAAUUUGUAUGUUUGAUUGUGUACAUUGUUUGUAGUUGACUGCAAGGUAGAUGCCAUUGUACUGAUAAGCCAUUAUGCUUGUUAUCAAUAAA
Messenger RNA from Ostrea edulis (European flat oyster), 734 nucleotides. RefSeq names its product ORM1-like protein 1. NCBI's taxonomy places the organism in Eukaryota, Metazoa, Mollusca, Bivalvia, Ostreida, Ostreidae. Gene Ontology annotation, biological process: negative regulation of ceramide biosynthetic process; ceramide metabolic process; intracellular sphingolipid homeostasis. The record is from RefSeq and is a predicted model, not a curated record. Gene Ontology annotation, cellular component: endoplasmic reticulum membrane. The transcript has 2 exons.